CCAAUUUUCUCAACUACAAAUCAAGUCUCAAAUUCACUCCACAACUUUUUGUGGCCUUCACAACUUCAUAUUUCCUCUUCACUAAAAGUUAUAUACAUAUCUUGGCAUUUGGCCAAAUUAAACUAUACUCAUUUCUUGAACUCAUAUUAAACAUGGAUAUGGUGAUGAAGUUGGGAUCAUCAAGCGCGGUUGUAAUUUUCACCAAGAGUAGUUGUUGCAUUUCUCACAGCAUUGAAACCCUAAUUCGUAGUUUUGGAGCAAACCCUACAGUUUACGAGCUCGAUACACAUCCAAAUGGAAAGCAAAUGGAGAAGGCAUUGAUGGAGCUAGGGUGUCAUCCAAGUGUGCCAGCAAUAUUUAUAGGGAAAGAGUUAGUUGGUGGUGCAAAUGAGAUAAUGAGCCUUAAUGUGAGAGGAAAGCUUAAACAAUUGCUCAUUAGGGCUAAUGCCAUUUGGGUAUAAAAAAUUAAUUAAUUAAUAAUUGACUAGCUAUGUAUAUAGCAAUUAGUCUAAUAAUUAGAGUUUUGAUAAUAAAUUUACCACCUUAUUAUAUAUAGCUAGGGAGUCUUUUUGUUUUCUCCUACAUUGAUGUGUAAAUAAAAUUUAUAUACUUAGGUCAUGUAUGGUCUUUUCUUUUGGCAAUCUAGUGGCAAUUUUUCUUUUUUCACACAUGAAAGAUAUCAAUAAUAAUGAGCUUCUUGAUGUAUAAAAUAUAGUACUUUGUGUGGCUA
Molecule: messenger RNA, 730 nt
Organism: Solanum lycopersicum (tomato)
Lineage: Eukaryota; Viridiplantae; Streptophyta; Magnoliopsida; Solanales; Solanaceae
Product: monothiol glutaredoxin-S1-like
Source: RefSeq, a predicted model, not a curated record